Corythoichthys intestinalis (scribbled pipefish) is the source of this 2831-nucleotide messenger RNA. Its product is annotated as acetylcholine receptor subunit delta-like. Gene Ontology annotation, cellular component: synapse; postsynaptic membrane; neuron projection. Lineage: Eukaryota; Metazoa; Chordata; Actinopteri; Syngnathiformes; Syngnathidae. The transcript is spliced from 12 exons. The record is from RefSeq and is a predicted model, not a curated record. Gene Ontology annotation, biological process: nervous system process; chemical synaptic transmission; monoatomic ion transmembrane transport. The coding region runs from base 1 to 1755 and encodes 584 amino acids. Gene Ontology annotation, molecular function: transmembrane signaling receptor activity; acetylcholine-gated monoatomic cation-selective channel activity.
AUGUUUCAAGGUUUAGCGGGCGUGGAUCUAGCUGUUGUGUUUUUCCGGGACAGAGUGAGAAUGCAUUGCUGCCGCUUCUAUUUUCUGCCACUUGUGUUUCCGCAGCUGCCGAUUGUCACUCAAAACCCCUUUGGCAGAAGGUCGGCAAACGGACGGAACGACGAGCGAGCUGACAACUUCUUCCCGACAAAAUUCGAGCUCGACAUGAGGCCUCCACAAGCUCUUGCUGUUCUUCUACUAGCGCUUUUCUGGCCAGCAUGCCGGUGCAGGAACGAAGAGGAGCGCCUGAUCAACCACCUGCUGAAGGAGCGCGGCUACAACAAGGAGCUGCGUCCUGUGGAGAGACAGGAGGACGCAGUUGACGUCUACCUGGCGCUCACGCUUUCAAAUCUCAUCUCCUUGAAAGAAGUGGACGAGACUCUGCUCACUAACGUCUGGAUCGAACACACGUGGACGGACUACCGGCUGAUGUGGAACGCCAGUGAGUUCGACGGCAUCGAGAUACUUCGCCUGCCGUCCAGCAUGGUGUGGCUUCCUGAGAUCGUGCUAGAGAACAACAACGACGCCCAGUUCCAGGUGGCGUACUACAGCAACGUGCUGGUGACACCCGAUGGGCUUUGCUACUGGUUGCCCCCCGCCAUCUUCCGAUCGUCCUGUUCCAUCAACGUCAACUAUUUCCCCUUCGAUUGGCAGAACUGCACCCUCAAGUUCACCUCCCUCACGUACAACGCCAAAGAGAUCAGGAUGCUCCUGAAGGAGGAGGAAAACGCAAAGGUGGAGUGGAUCAUCAUCGAUCCGGCCAGCUGGACCGAGAACGGCGAGUGGGAGGUGAUCCACCGUCCGGCCAAGAGGAACGCCUAUAAGCACAUUCCCAUGGAGAGCAACAAGCACCAGGACAUCACUUUCUACCUCAUCAUCAAGCGCAAGCCGCUCUUCUACAUCGUCAACAUCAUCAUUCCCUGCGUACUCAUCUCCUUCCUGGCGUCGCUCGUCUACUAUCUCCCGGCAGACAGUGGCGAGAAGAUGACGUUGUCCAUCUCUGUGCUGCUGGCUCAGUCCGUCUUCCUGCUGCUGAUCUCUCAAAGGCUUCCGGAGACUUCCAUUUCUGUCCCGCUCAUUGUCAAGUACCUGAUGUUCAUCAUGGUGCUGGUCACCGUGGUGGUCUUGAAUUGCGUGGUGGUCCUGAACCUGCACUUUCGAAGUCCCAGCACGCACGUCAUGUCCGAGUGGACCAAGAGGUUUUUCCUAGAGCGACUCCCCCGCCUGCUGCUGAUGUCGCGUCCCGCCGAAACGGAGCCGUACUGGGACGGCGCCUUGCAGCGGCGCUCCAGCUCGGCGGGCUACAUCGCCUCGGCCGAGGAGUACUACAGCGUCAAGUCUCGCAGCGACCUCAUGUUCGAGAAGCAGUCGGGCCGCCACGGGCUGGCGGCCCGGCCCGCCCACGCCGCAGUGAAAAAGUUGCAGGAGGACGGCGGCGGCGUGACCGAGCAGCUGUACGGCGAAAUCAAGCCGGCGGUGGACGGGGCCAAUUACAUCAUCAAACACAUGCGCAACAAGAACGACUACAAUGAGGAGAAGGACAACUGGAGCGGCAUCGCUCGCACGGUGGACCGGCUGUGCCUGUUUUUGAUCACGCCGGUGAUGACGCUGGGCACCAUCAUCAUUUUCCUCAUGGGCAUCUACAACCACCCGCCGCCGCUGCCCUUCGCCGGAGACCCUUACGACUACAGGGAGGACAACCCGCGCCCGCUGUAACGCGUGAACGUCAUUUUCCCUUCUGCUUCGUUCUUUCAUUUUGAGGUGACGAUUCGAAUAGGAAAGAACGAAAGGUCUCGGGAGUUGUCUGAUUUUGACAGCUGUCUGGAUAGAGCAGAGCGUGAAUAGAUGGAUGAAGGAUGGACAUAAGAAGGUUUUCCACAGAAGUGAGUAUUUAGCACUGCUGGUAGUAACAGUUAGCUAACAACAGAACGUACCAUGUAAUUGAUAAACCUAAUGCUCCGUGUUUGACAGAUAAAAACCUGGCUUGCACACUACAAUCUCUGCGCACGUCUUACCUUUGUUGUUUUGCGGUCAAAAGUUACAUCCCACCUCUAAAAUACCGCUGCUACUUAGCUGCUGCUAGCUAGUUAGUCUGAAAUGCAUUGUGAAUGUCCUAGUUAUUUAGAGAGUUAAGUGUGCACUCUUUUUACCACUAGCUUUGGGGUGACUUCCUUCUGGCGUAUCAGCUGUAUAAGUACAGGACCCAAGCUCGUUCACAUAUGAUUAUCAUCAGUGGAUCCUGAUAAUUAUACACUAAUAAUAAUCACUUCACCACCUUUAUUGACCUGUAGGAGUCAGAGCAGAGAGAUAGACCAAUUUGCCACCUUUAAAAACAGACGGCAUUCUUCGAUGCUUCCAUCUAUCAAUUAACUUGCAAUUGUUGCCAUUUUUUUCCUGUUGUUCUACUGUAUUAAAAUUCUACUGAAACAACAAUAAUAAUGAAUAAAUGAUCAGUCUUUGUUAGCUGUUUAUGAAAUUUUGUGAUCACUUACAUCCUGGUCAUUUCCUGGGGGCUAAGAUCUGAUCUGGGGUCAUUUUUUUCUGCCAUUGAAAAUGAAUGGGGAAUUUGGAUGUCCAUAGCCGUCAAUGGCAUCGACUUACAUUUGCGUCAAUGGAAUUGAGGACAUUUGGGGGGACAUGUCCUGUUGAUAUCUGUUCAUUUCCUGUUGAUUUGGGGACAUUUGGUUUUUUUUGGCAUUGAAAAUGAAUGGGAAAUUUGGACGCCCAUAGUUGUCAAUGGCAUCGACUUACAUAUGCGUCAAUGGACUCCAAGUAUAUCGGCAUCAACAGAA